Molecule: messenger RNA, 2523 nt
Organism: Filobasidium floriforme
Lineage: Eukaryota; Fungi; Basidiomycota; Tremellomycetes; Filobasidiales; Filobasidiaceae
Exons: 2
Coding region: 199-2340 (713 amino acids)
Source: RefSeq, a predicted model, not a curated record
CUUGUACUCCUACUUUUCUCUUCAGUCAUCGUCAGCCCUACGUCUACUUCUCUCGAACAGCUUUCAGCACGGAAUACACCUUCUGACUUCCUUUUGAGCAGCGAAGUCGGAGUUGAAGAUGGUGAUGAACAGCCGUUCUCAAGAAUAAGCGAAACCUUGAAUCUCAGUCGCUGGGCGGGUCAGGACAGGCUGUCACACAUGGACAGGAUGGGUCCAGAUCAGGAUCAGGGCCAUGAUCAGGCCUUACAAGACUUUCUGCGUCGAGCUGUCGCCAGCUCGUCGUCAUCGUCGACAGCUGUAUCUGUAUCCGGAAUAUAUGGAUAUCACGAUCAAGGUCUGGAUCAGAAUCGAGGUGGAGGUCAGCUCACAUUCGGGUCAGAGCCGAACUAUGGGUACGGAGUUGGAACUAAAGCAGGAGGAGGAGGACAUGAUGGGAUGAAAGUAGGAUCUGGGACCGGACAUCAGAUGGGCGACGGGGACGGAAUGGCCACGAGCACCAGCAGGAUCAGGACAAAUGGGGGUCGAAACUUUUCAGGAAUAUCUACUUCUACGGCCGCUUCAGCCUCAGCCUUAGGUUCGGCGCAUAAAAGAAAAAGGAGACGAGCCGAUGAGACUCGUCAUGCACUCGAUCGGCCUGUGGACCACCAGUACCAUCGGCUACAUAAUCAGUCCAACCCAAUCUUGGAUCCCGAUCUGAACAGCAAUAUGAACAUGGAACGGGGGUCCGAGGCUGGGGAGACUCCUCGGUCCCGAUAUUCAGAUGAUGAUGAGGAUGAGGAUAGUCUGGAGGAUCAGGGGACUUAUGAACCGACGGCUCCGACGCCUUUGCCGUUAUCGCUACCUGAACCUUCUGAUCAGGGGUAUCGCCGCUUUUCUCGGCCCACACACUCAACACAACUAUAUCAUCUCGAUGUCGAUCCGCAAUCUGAUUCCAAUUCUCACUCGCACCGCAAAUCCACCACCACCGCUUCGAACCCUGAUGGUACCGUAAUAACGACAGCCAAACGCCGAGGUCGACCCGCACUCCCUCCCGAGGAACGCGACGAACGACGUCGAGAACGAGCCCGUCAGAGCGCUGCCGAGACGAGACGCAAGAAACGGGACGUCGAAGGGGAACGCGAGUGGUGGAAAGAGGUCGAGAUCGAAAAGGCGGUCUUGGAGGAGAAAUAUCGGACAUUGGUCAGAGAUCACACCGCCCUGAAAUCACAAGUCGCCUCCAUCCCCUGCCUCUCUCUUCUCAACCCCCACCUAGCUCAGCUCGUCAACGCUCCUGCGUACCCGCUCGCAGGUCCUGACGGACCGAUGCUCCAGCUCGUCCUUCCCUUGUUGCUUCAGACGAUUGGGAGAGGCGAGAACGGGAUCGACGUGAAUGCUCUGAUCGGCUUGAUUCAGGGUCAGAGUCGAAAUCAGACUCGGAAUGAGCAGAUGGGAGCAGCGUCGAUGACGGGCUCGACGCCUGUUCCAGGCCCAAGCAGAAUGCAAAAACAGACGAUUGACCGAUCUGGUUUGACCAGUAACGGCAGUACCGAAACCCACUCAGCUACAGCGGUCAAACGCAAAUCAACCGAAAGAAGGCGAUCAGAACGGGAAGUCUCCCGCCAAGACGAUCGUCUAGAUGACGGGAGUACAAGCACGGACUCGGCACAAUCGACACCGAGGGCUGCCAGAAGACGUGUCAAGCGGGUUAGAAUGGAAUUGGAGAAAGAGGAUGACAACGCGGAUCCCCAUCUCGAUUUCGAUCGCCGCUCGCCAGCUGGGCAUGACGAUGCAUUCGACGAUGGUGGCGAUGCCCUCCAGUAUGAUACCGGGGGGUUGAACGAAAACAUGGGCAUGCCAGAAAGUCCUGCCAACCUGAACACUACUCCUACCCGCUCACCGAACGCGCCACGAACAUCGAUUCUCAUGUCGCUACGAAAGCGAACUCAACCCAGCAUCCUUCCUGAACCCAUUCCCGCCACCCCAAUCGACUCGGAUGAGGACGAUGGAGAUUUCGUUCCCGAGUCCGAGUUGGAUGAUAAUGGUCCUACGCCGCGAAACGAGCGUGGAGGCGAUGAUCUAGGAAGCAGCCCGGGGACGUACAACGAGACCCCUCGGACUGGGAUGGAGGGCGAGGAAGAAGACGAGGAUGAUGACGGGUUCGAAUUCGAUCCGGCCGACGAGGACUUUAGUCAACCGAUCGUCGAUGUCGCUGUGCCCGCCGGGUUCGGGGCAGCGUGGGCGCAGAGUACGUCAGCAGAGCUGCGCGAGGUGAUGAAGGAACCUACGAUCGGACACGAGGAGAGGGACGAGUUGGUGGCCAGGAUCAGAGCCGAGAUGGAUAAGACACCUCGAGGAGAAUAGCCCUGCUCAGUCCUGAUCGAAAGACACGUGACACGAUUGUUGACAAAGUACAAUCAGCUCAUGGACGGGAGCGAAAAGUCCAAUCAGCGUGUCCUGGUUGCGACCGUCAGAAACAUAUAAGCAGGAUGGCAAGAUCGGACUUUGUAAACGUGACAACCUAUGCGCAUACCAUCUACCGCUCGC